ACUUCUUCACUGGAGGACAAGUAAAUAAACGUCUGACUGCAAAAACGAUAUCGUUGUCUAAGGUUGUCAUUAUCGGUAGCAACGCGACAGAAAUAAUGGUUCAAUCUUGUUCAGCGUAUGGAUGUAAAAAUAGAUACCACAAAGACAAAAAUAUCUCUUUCCACAAAUUCCCACUCGCAAGGCCAGAUGUUUGUGGAAAAUGGGUAGCAGCGAUGAGGAGGCACAACUUCAAACCCACAAAAUACAGCAACAUCUGCUCCCAGCACUUCACCAAGGACUGCUUCAAACGCGAGUGCAACAACCGGGUGCUGAAAGAGAAUGCAGUACCAUCUCUCUUCAGCUUUAGCAAACUACAGGUUAAGGGGGAGUCGCUGCAGCAGACGUACCCAGCACAGGUGGACCUCUCCCUGUCCCUCCCCUCACCUGAGGCCGAGGAGGUGCCGUCGUCGCUCGCCACCCAUCCCCCUCCCGACGACCCCGGAGCCACACCCGCCGGACCCCUGGGACCGCUGGCCACAGCGGCAGCCGCGGCGGAGAGCAGCCAGGAGGAGGACGAGUCGGCCGAGGGCCUGGACGGCCUGCAGUCCAGCGCGUCGGUCUCCUGCGACCACAACUACACGGUGGAGGACUCGCUGCAGCAGAAGCGGCGCAUCGAGCAGCUGGAGGAGCAGGUGGAGCGCCUGCGCAAGAAGCUCAAGACCGUCCAGCAGCGGUCCCGGCGGCAGGAGCGCCAGCUGCAGCGGCUCAAGACGGUCGGCGACCUCCAGAAGCAGGUGAAGGACCUGGCGCUGGGCGGCGAGAGCUACGUCAUCCUGCCCAAAGAACUCUACGACGUGCUGAAGGGAAUCGAGUCGGCGGACGGCCUGUGAGGGCGGAGAGGGAUUCGCCUGACAAAAACAAAAAUGUGCACAAACAGAAACACACACACACACACACACACACACAUACACAUACAGCUUCUUUUGCUCGCUCGGAAAAAGAAGACUGCUGUGUGAUUUGCACAUCUGUGGCGUUGACAGCGCAAGGCAACAGUGAUAUUGUCAGUGUGUUGUUUUCUGAUUUUUUUUUGUAGAUGCUGAAAUAUCUCCUCUCUUUGGUCACUCAAAAAUACCCUGGAUUCAAGUGACAACAUGCCACACUUAUGAAACUGUAUCAGUAUGAGUGGGAAGUGCCAUCAGUUCAAAUAAUUGAAGGUUCAGUUGACCAAUCAAAACGAAUCCAGGGUCAUUUAGCUCUGCUGAGAUUUCCCCCUCUCUCAUGCACAACAUGCCAAACAUGGCAUUGAGAUGUGUUUGGAUUCCACACCUCCCCUUAUGUAGACUCCAAUGCACUGUACUGUAUGUUGCACAGUAUGCAUGUCCCACUAGUGUUGGCCAGUCCAGUGAAGAAAAGACUCCCUGUCUAAGAGGAACCUGGCUCAUUAAGGGAGGUCUACCACCAUCAUUGGGUAUAGGAGUUAACAUUACCAGAAUAGCAAAGGAGCAAAUACGAGGGACAUCCGGCCAUGGCCCAUGCCGUGUGCACACAUGUGCCAUGCUGCAUCACACUUGCUGCAACAGAUGGUAACGACAUGUUAACGACAUGUCAACUGUUUUUUCACGUGUCAUAGUAAAGGGUGUGAGUGGUGUUGACCAGUAUGCAGGACUCUGGUUUAGCAUGAAACCCUUACCUGUGGUUCUGUGUGUCAUGCUUGUCCAGCUGUUAUUCACUAGCACUUGGGUGUAAGCUGUGCUAGCGACCAGUGCAAAUCUAAACGGACCUCUCACUACUUGAAAAGGAAUCACUUUACGUUGAACAUUAUUUAAGGAAACCUCUACUGCCGUCAGCCGCCUUGUUCACUUUUGUAUGUCGUGUCAUUGGCCGUUGUUGUCUAAAAAAACCUUCAAUCUGUGGUUACCAAGUAAAAUGGCAUUAGACGGUUGACAGUGGUGACGUGUCAUACUGCUGUUCACCAAGAUGGCGGUUUCAGACGGUAAGUAAUCUACUUUUUUUUUUACAUGUGUAUGAGGAGUAGAAGUAUUGUAUUUCCUAAUGAGCUGUGACUUCUUCAAGAGGAAGGUGACUUGAUUUUGUCUGAUAAUGCAUUGAGUUGGGACUAUUUCAAGAGGAAGGUGACUUGACCUUGUCUGAUAAUGUACCAUGGCUUAUUUUCUGUCUAAGUAAUACUUUGCUGGCCCUUUGGGAAAUGUGAAAGCUGCUUUCUAAAGGUGUUAGUCACAGUCAAGCACCCUUACCUGCCAUACCUUUUUAUGUCAGGUUAUGACACUUUCAGUGACCUGUUGUAUGGCUCUGGUGGUGAACGCUGUAGUGCUGCACUCAGUGACGUGAAACAAAGUUUUACCAAAAAGCCAUCUGACUCGGAUGUCCUGUGACAUGUAUGUCAUAUGGUUGUUUAAAAGUAAUAACGUCACUUGACACUUUAUCAGAGAAAUCAUGUUAUGAAUAUGAUACUGGUAUUUUUUGUGAUUCUGUUAGUAUGAUGAUGUCACUGUAAGGGUGGCCUAAUGGUUACGUAAUAUGAAAUAGACAAUUGGACAAUAUAACGUUAUCUGUUUACUUCAGUAAAUCACUAAUAUGUGAAGAAGUCUGUAAUAUUUUAUUAUUAUAGAUGCAAUUAUGCACAUUCAUCAGGUUAUGGAAAUGUGACUGAUGUAGUAUACAACAUAAUGUUUAUAACUGGAAAACUUGAUUUACUUGAGUGUGACUCAUUUUGUAAAGGGCUUUGUUUCAUUGUUACUUUUAUUAUUUAUUCUCCCUCGUGACUUCUCCCCUUCACUUCAGCAGACCAACAAAAGCCAUAUUUACAAAGACAAAGCACUUGAACAUGGACCUUUUGGCAAAAAAAGGAUUUUUUUUCUUUGUGAAAACAUAGUUGCCUUACACUCUGCCUGUGCAAUCACGGAGCAUACGGACUGUUCACUCUCUCUAGUCUCUUUAAAUCAUUACGUUCUACAAUCUACUCUGCCCUUCAGCUGAAUGUAAGUCAGCUAACACUGUCCUAGUGUUAGAUAGUAUAUGAAUGAGUUUUGUAACCACUACCUUUCCCUAAAGCCAUCCAUAAUUGUGGAGAGCCACUGUAAAAGCAAACAAAUUUGUCUUGGCACAAUAUUAGCAAAUAACGACCGAGACUUGGACGCUCAUUCUAUCCAGGAGACAUAUCAGAGCUGGUUGUGAAGGUGGUUGGCUGAAUUUUAAGAAGAUGCUGGAAAUCAUGGACUUGAUUGUUAAUCUGAGAGGCAAAGGGAAAUACGCCUUGUUACUACAAAUAUCAUCCUCAUGUUUCUAGGCUUUGAUACCUGUAUGUGACAUUUACAGUAAUAGUGCCCUUACUACCUAAAUUUGAGUGUUGUAUGCUUGAAUGCAGAACGAUUAAUGUUCACAAUAAAUACUUGCAUAUUAUCCCUGA
This is a messenger RNA of Sardina pilchardus (European sardine), 3406 nucleotides long. RefSeq names its product THAP domain containing, apoptosis associated protein 1 (gene thap1). NCBI's taxonomy places the organism in Eukaryota, Metazoa, Chordata, Actinopteri, Clupeiformes, Clupeidae. The coding region runs from base 96 to 869 and encodes 257 amino acids. The record is from RefSeq and is a predicted model, not a curated record. The transcript is spliced from 3 exons.